AAAAAGAGCAAAAGAGCAGAGACAAAUGCCGCUUUCUUUACCAUACGCCAAUCUCUUCAAUUUUUAAAACAUUUCUGUGAUAUUCCACACCCCAGUUGGCCAGUUGUCUCUCUUCCUCGCCGGCUGCUUCUUCCGCUCUUGCAUUUGGCGGCUUGGCGCCAUAGACAAUUGAUCUCGCUCAUAUCUUCUGCGUAUUUAUACGUAACGACUCCAACUUUAUAGUUUACGUACACAUAUUUAUAUCUAUUUAUUGAAUUGUUACCCAGGUACGCGCUCGUAGAAUUUUGGAUUCGAUCGGUGGCGAUCGCAACGCGAGGUCCGGGAUUCUCGUCGCUCGAGGAGAAUUUCGUGGAACUCUCGGAGAUUUUGCUAAUUUUGAUGGCGGAUUAGCUUUUGAAAAGUAGAAGUUGCAGUUGGACUCUCAGCAAGAUCAAAUCGAGGACCCGUGUAUGUUUUUGCUGGAAGUCGGGGUUUCCCGUAGAUAGCCAUGGAUCCAUUUGUGUAAGCUGGGUUGAAGUAGCGGAAGUGAAGUGAAGAUACUUGAGCCCGAGCUUCCGGAUAUCAGAUAGUCUUGUUACUAGUCUUUUGGUCAAAGAUAUUUCGAAUACCUUUGCACCAUGUCCAAAGUUGUGUAUGAGGGAUGGAUGGUGAGAUAUGGACGGAGGAAGAUAGGUAGAUCGUUCAUUCAUAUGCGAUAUUUUGUUCUAGAGACUCGAUUGCUGGCUUACUACAAGAGAAAGCCUCAGGACAAUGUGGUUCCCAUCAAGACACUUCUCGUAGAUGGAAAUUGUCGGGUUGAGGACCGUGGCUUGAAAACUCAUCAUGGACACAUGGUCUAUGUCUUGUCUGUUUACAACAAGAAAGAGAAGAACAACCGAAUUACGAUGGCAGCUUUCAACAUUCAGGAGGCCCUGAUUUGGAAGGAAAAAAUCGAGUCUGUCAUUGAUCAGCAUCAAGAGUCACAAACAACUAAUGGGAACAAGUAUGUCUCGUUUGAGUAUAAAUCUGGUGCAGAAAAUGGUAGGAAUGGUUCCUCAUCAGAUCGUGAAAGUCAGUUCAGUGCUGCUGAAGAGGAAGAUGAACCUAGUCAUAGCUUGUUGCGAAGAACUACAAUUGGGAAUGGCCCCCCUGAGUCUGUGUUUGACUGGACAAAGGAAAUUGAUUCAGACUUGGCAAACCAGAAUGCUAACAAUCAGGCAUUUUCGAGAAAGUAUUGGCGCCUUCUUCAAUGCCAGAAUGGGCUUCGCAUAUUCGAGGAGCUUGUUGAUGUUGAUAUUCUCCCGAAGAGUUGCAGCAGAGCAAUGAAAGCCGUUGGGGUUGUUGAGGCUAGCUGUGAAGAAAUAUUCGAGCUUGUCAUGAGCAUGGACACAACGCGCUUCGAAUGGGAUUGCACAUUUCAGUCUGGUAGUUUAGUGGAAGAGGUGGACGGACAUACAGCAAUACUCUAUCACCGACUUCAACUUGACUGGUUUCCAACGCUGGUGUGGCCACGGGAUUUGUGUUAUGUGCGCUAUUGGCGUCGCAAUGAUGAUGGAAGUUAUGUUGUAUUAUUUCGUUCCAGGGAGCAUGAGAACUGUGGUCCACAGCCUGGAUGUAUCCGUGCUCAUAUUGAGAGUGGUGGAUAUAAUAUUUCCUCUCUGAAACCACGUAAUGGUAGGCCUAGAACACAAGUGCAGCAUCUCAUGCAGAUUUAUUUGAAAGGAUGGGGGGUAGGUUAUAUCCCAUCAUUUCAGCAACAUUGCUUGCUUCAGAUGUUGAACAGCGUUGCUGGACUACGUGAAUAUUUUUCACAAAGUGAUGAAAGGUCUGCAGCUCCAAGAAUCCCAGUUAUGGUGAAUAUGACCUCAGCUUCUGUUUCUUCAAAAAGGAAACAGAAACUCCUUGAGAUGUCUCUUCACCAUGACCGCAGUCCUUCUCUAGAUCAAAUGAGUGCUGCAAAAAGAAGUGCAGCGAUGUUGGAUGAUUACUCUGAUGAUGAUGAAGAAUUUCAAUUGGCAGAUCAGGAGGCAGAGCCUCCAAACGUUGAUGAUGGAAUGAGAAUGAAUGUUGAAUCCCGUGAGGAAGAACCCACAGAUCAAAUUGAUCUGUCCAUUUUCAAUGGGAAUCUUCGGCGUGAUGACCGUAACGAUGCUCGCGAAUGUUGGACACUAUCUGAUGGAAACAACUUCAGGGUCCGGAGCAAGAGUUUUUGCUACGACAAAUCAAAGAUUCCAGCAGGUAAACAUACCAUGGAUCUUGUUGCGGUAGAUUGGUUCAAAGAUACAAAACGAAUGGACCAUGUUGCAAGGCGUCCUGGUUGUGCGGCACAAGUUGCUUCAGAAAAAGGGCUCUUCUCUCUGGUUGUAAAUCUGCAAGUACCUUCUUCAACGCACUACAGCAUGGUUUUUUAUCUUGUCACGAAAGCUCUGGUACCUGGUUCUCUGUUUCAACGAUUUGUAGACGGGGAUGAUGAGUUUCGCAAUAGUAGGCUAAAAUUAAUACCGUUAGUGCCCAAGGGCUCGUGGAUUGUGCGUCAGAGUGUUGGAUCCUCCCCUUGCUUGCUUGGUAGGGCUGUUGAUUGUAACUAUAUUCGAGGUCCUAAGUAUUUGGAGAUUGAUGUUGACAUUGGUUCAUCUACUGUGGCUACUGGAGUUUUGGGUCUUGUGAUUGGUUUAAUUUCAGCACUAGUGGUCGACAUGGCUUUUCUUAUUCAGGGAAACACUCCUGAAGAGUUGCCAGAGCGGCUCUUAUGUGCUGUCCGAGUUUCACACGUAGAAUUGAAAUCUGCUAUUGUGCCAAACCUGAAGGCGGAUGGAUUAGAUUAGGAGUAAGGCCAAGUCAUGUCCGAUUAUCAGCCUCACGCAUUGGUUCCUUAUAUAUUUGAAGUAUACAUUUUUUUUUAUAUAAAUAAAUAAACUUCCUUAAUUCUUUUAAUCUCUUAUAUAUACAGAGUAGUACAUAAUUUUGUAUAUCCCAGAAUACAAAUGUGUGAAUGGUGUACAGGCAUAAAAUAGCGAGGCAUUCCUGUCUGCUCUUAGUUUAUCUUCUUAUUUGCUUACUCAUAGGAUCAGUUUGGUUAUAUUGUUACAAUGGUAUUAUUGUACAAAGUAUUGAGCUGUGAAUAAAAAUAAUGUUUUGUGCCGUUGAAAAUGUUA
Cuscuta europaea is the source of this 3134-nucleotide messenger RNA. NCBI's taxonomy places the organism in Eukaryota, Viridiplantae, Streptophyta, Magnoliopsida, Solanales, Convolvulaceae. The record is from the annotation of a GenBank genome assembly.